CCAUGCUCCAGAGGGCUGCUGGUUCCCAGAGACCCUCAGAGGUUCAGUCAGCACAGCCGGCACAGAGCUACCAUCUCCUCCUCCUCCUGGACGUGUGCUUGGAUUACUCAUGGGUGGGAGAAAACCUCGACGAGUUUUGAAGUAGCAAAGUUGGAGGUCUGGGAUUAGAAGAUAGAGGACCUUCUUCUUACCAGGAUCACAAACAGCUUUGGAUUUUUACCUGUUUGUUUUUUCACUGAAGCUUCUUAAAUUAAGGAAACAUUUAGAAACUUUUCCAAAGAAAGGCUGAUCCUUUUGAACCUCCACACUGGAACUUUCUUAGGGAUUUCUCUGAAUCCGUUUGCAACUUCUCCAGUAUCUGUCACUGCUAUUUCUUAUGGGAUUGUGUCUGAUGGCUCCACCAGUCAGCAUGCUGCUGCGGCUCUUCCUGCCUCUGCUGGUCAUUGAUGCGAUCUACGCCGGGCAGCAGUUUGAUGUCAAACCUCGGCAAACAUGGACUAGCAAGCAGGGAAGACGUUUAGAUGAGAUGCACUCCUCAGAGCAGAGCUUGUCUGAGAUGUUGGAUUUGGACCAGGACCAUCAGCGCCGCCUGGCCCGCGGUGCAGAUGAAGAAGAGCAACAAUCCACCUUCAGCCACUCCUUUGAGAACGAAUGGGUGACAACACCUCAGGUUACCGAGUUCAGCAACAUGACUAAAGUAGAAUCCGUGGGUAAUUCCUCCGACCCCCACGAUGCCCCCGGACUCUUCAACCCCUUCUACCCACUGGCAGAGAGCCUGUAUGUCGCCUAUGCGGUUCUGUUCCUGGCUGGUCUGGUUCUGGCGGUGGGUGUGGUGGCAAACAUGGCAGUCAUGUGCAUUGUCUGGAACAACUACUACAUGAGGUCUGCCUGGAACUACCUCUUGGCCAGCAUGGCCUUCUGGGACUUCAUGGUCCUAGUGCUCUGCCUCCCGGUCGUGGUCCUGAACCACCUUACCCACAGGAGGAUCCUGGGUGACAUCACCUGCCGAAUGGUGCCUUAUAUGGAGGUCGUGUCUCUCGGUAUCACCUCCUUCACCCUCUGUGCUCUGGGGAUUGCUCGUUUCCACGCCGCCACCUCCUCGUCUCAGUCAAAGGCCAGGCGGGUCGAACGCUGCCAGUCGGUGCUGCUGAAGCUGCUGCUGGUGUGGCUCACCGCUGUGACGCUGGGCAGCCCCGAAAUCUUUCUGUGGCAACUCACCCAAGCACUUUCCCCGUCCAGCAGUCACAUGGUCGACUCAUGCACCAUCACGCCGUUCUCUCCUCUGGCCCUCUACCUGCCCGACUCCCUCCACUCUCUGCUGCUCAGGUAUCACCAGGGUCGCAUGUGGUGGUGUUUUGGCUGCUACUUCUGCCUUCCGGUGGUCUUUACUAUCCUCUGCCAAAUGGCCACCCGCAACGUGAACAGCGACUCCAACUCCACCCAGAAGGCGCGUGGCCUGGAGGACCGUUCUGACGGGCAGAAGCGUCAGCAGCACCAGGCGGUGGAGCACCAGCUGAACUGCACGCUGCUGGCUUUAGCCGUGGUUUACGGCCUCUGCGCUCUGCCUGAACACGUCUGCAACAUCACGCUGGCCUACACGCACAUCACGGUUUCUGAGGACACAGCCUCUAUGCUGGCACUGCUGCAUCACUUCCUGCUUUUCUUCAAGUGCUCCAUAACUCCUGUGUUGCUGCUGUGUUUGUGUAAGGCUCUCGGUCAGGCUUUCAUGGACUGCUGCUGCUGCUGUUGUCAGGAGUGUCAGCCAACUGCAGCCCAGGGCUCGCCGGGCUCCACCCAGGCCAAGAUGAAAGCCGCUAACGAGACGUCUGUCUUCUUUGACAAAGCUAAAGACACAUCAGUCAUUCAGUCCAUUUCCAGUUAGAGCCAUAAAUCCUCCAUCAGUCUAUUGUCACCUGACCAGUCUUAUUUUAGUCUUUACUCACAAAUUUGCUUCUCAUCACAUUUAUAUUAGCUGUAAACAUUGAUUUUUUUCUCUUUCUACAAAUUCAUUUUCUCUUUUUCUCUGAUUGUGACUAUAAACAUUGUUUGUGCGUCAUGGUUUUUGGCCCACGAGGAUGCAGGAUGGAUUCUCACAGCUGUCAAUUCAUCCAGGACUAAUGUUUAAUUCGUUACCAGCUAAGAAAAGUUGCUGUUUCUCCCACCUAGCUGUGACAGACCUCCACUCUCAGCAGACCUGGAUCCAGGAUUCCCUGGAACGAGGCCCACCCGUGACUGCACUGACGUGUGAUACUGUGAAGUUUAUGUGCCUUUUUGUAAAGUCAUUAAAGAAAGGGAUGGUGCUGAACAUGAAAAUCAGGGCAAGUUCAACUUUUAGCCAAAAUUAAAAAGAUGUGAGAUUAGAACUCAUUUAGGCCAACACGAAUCCAUAUUAUAGUCUGUGCAAAAAUCAUGAAAUAAAAAAAAGAAACUCCCUCUCAAAGCUUAGACUUCCUAAGAAGGAAAAAGUUUAAUGUUUUUCAUAAAACAUCUGCACCUGUGAAUAUCUUAAUAUGCCUUCAAUAAAAAAUCUCAUUGGUGAUCAUUGUCAUCGACAAGAAAUGCAUCAGGAAUACUGUAGGUCGAUUCCAAUUUAAAAUAAAGGAAAUAUUUGAAAUUAGUGGAAUUUUUUUUCAUUCUUCUGUUUUUGAUUAUUGUCUGACAUCUGUGUUUUAAAGAGUUGGCCAGCUCCUGACACCUGGAUCAAGUAAUCCAGCUAUUGUGCUGUAUAUGAGAACUGGACUGAGUGACCCCUCCCCUUCGCAUUCUAAACAGGAAGUACCUGCUGACUCCAACAAGCUAAAAUCCCAUAUUCUAUAAAUAAUUAAACAGCUAUUACUCAGUCAUUCUGCUUGAGAGAAUAGCAAUUCGUGUUCUGAUACUUUUUAAAUACAUUUUCUUGCUAAUCCAUGUUUUUUCAGGAUAUUUUUUUCUUUAUCAUCAGUUAUUCAAGUAAUAAACUGACCAAUCACAUGCCUCAGUAAAAGCAUGCGGUGCCCGCUGACCCCACCUUGAACGUUUGAUUGACAAGCCCUGCUAUUGGUGGAAGGGGUGAAAAUCUUGUUCCUGAUUGGUGGGAGUGGUUGCCAUAGAAACGUUAACUAUCACUGUCACCUGGCUCCAGCAUGGAAACAUCUAUAUAGUGGAAAAUAGUGACUGAGCUGGCUUCAUUUUGUCAGUUCCAGAAACAAGGCUUUUUCUAUGGGUGACGUCACACUAGCUCAGUCCAGUUCUAUUAUAUAGUCAAUGACUCGGACUGACUUGGACCAAUCACUGCUUAUUGGUGGUUUCUGGUUCCAACAUGGCAUUGUCCUUUUGUGAAUAAAUGGUGACUUAAGUAACUUCAUAUUAUUGGAACCAGAAGUAAACCAUUUCUAUGGAUGAUACACUCAUUUGGUCCAGUUCUCAAACACAGUCAAUGGAUUAUGAGACAGCAUUCUCUAAUUCAUUCAUUCAUUCAUUUUCCAGACCGCUUCGUCCCUUCCGGGGUCGCGGGGGUGCCGGAGCCUAACCCGGCUGCUGAUGGGCAAAGGCGGGGUACACCCUGGACAGGUCGCCAGUCUGUCGCAGGGCGCAUUCCAUAAUUAUCUUUAGCAAAAGCAUUUCUGAUAAAAGCUCAAGUUUUCUAUUUAAUGAUGGCAUGCACAUCUUAUGUCCUUUAGUUGGUCUGAAAACAAAAUAUGCGAACACUGGAACCUUUCGGCUUCUCGGUUUAAAUUCACAGUGUCCUUCAGCAUGGAUCUGUCUCUCCAGCUAUUAAACUAAUUCAAAGCUUUGGAGAUUUGCAUAAAGGUUGUUUUAUUUAAUCAUUAAAUGAGAAAGGAAGUUAACCUAAAAAAAAAGUUUUUUAUUUUAUUUUAAUAUUCAGAGUCUGAAGAUUAAAUUACAUUUGUGUUUUUAACGUGACAGAGUGUGAAAACUCAAGACUGACCAACAAAGGAGAAAAAUGUUUCCCCAAAAUGAUUCAAGCCUUAACCGUCCUGAGAAAAAACUUUAGUCCGGUCUAUUCAGUGUCUAUUUCUAAGUUCCCUUAGCAUCAAUCGCAAAUAUUAAGAGAACUACAAGGACAAUUUUCAGUUACAUUUAACGUAUUGAGUGUCUGUCAGUAUGACGUUAUGUUUUCAGCUCUUCAACCUUGUCUGUAAUUGUAGAUGAACAGUUUUUAACAUAUCUUGUAGAUGCUUUGCUAAAAUGUUCAGCUAAAUCAGAAAAGAGGUUGUGUGAAAAAUGUUCUGUUUGUUCAUGUUUUGUAAGAAGUAAUCCAUGUACACAGUUAGACAGCAAUGAUUCUGUUGGUUUUGACAGCUACUCUUAUUUGUGCAAACUCAUUGUAAACAUAUAUUUUUUUUGGCUAUUGUUUCGAUCUUCAUCUCUAGAUUUAAAGUUUGAGUUUUCCUGACGCAGGUUGGCACAGACUUUGAUUUUUUUUUUUUUUUUCAUUAUUUACUUCUUAAAAACAUGCAAAGAAUUUGAUGUAUUUGCAGGAAACAUGCAAGUAUUGAUCUCUAUAUUCAACUGACACUUUAUACCACAGGAGGAUGUAUGUUAUGUGAAUUUAUCUUAGAUGUAAAAAUAAAUAAUAUAAAAUGAGUGAAGUAUCUGCGACCCCAGCAGUAGAAGAGUACCCACAUUUGUCUCGCUCUGCUUUGUUGGUGUCCCUUGCAAAACAAUAAAACUAUUGUUGUUGGGUUUUAUGCA
This is a messenger RNA of Oryzias melastigma (Indian medaka), 4695 nucleotides long. It is a transcript of the gene gpr37l1b, whose product is annotated as G protein-coupled receptor 37 like 1b. The coding region runs from base 377 to 1882 and encodes 501 amino acids. The record is from RefSeq and is a predicted model, not a curated record. The transcript is spliced from 4 exons. Gene Ontology annotation, molecular function: G protein-coupled peptide receptor activity. Gene Ontology annotation, cellular component: signaling receptor complex; plasma membrane. NCBI's taxonomy places the organism in Eukaryota, Metazoa, Chordata, Actinopteri, Beloniformes, Adrianichthyidae. Gene Ontology annotation, biological process: positive regulation of MAPK cascade; adenylate cyclase-inhibiting G protein-coupled receptor signaling pathway.